AAGGAAGCUAAAUUUAGGAAAUGAGACAAAAGCACCCUCGGUAUUGCGUUCUUGAGGAUUGAACUUCGGCAGUGGAUGAUGACGUAAAACGAGAACGACAACCAGCUAGAAUGGCGCAUUCACGACCCGCAGAUUUCAUGGUGCAAGAUAUGGAUUCAAAAUCAUCGAAAUGAUCCGCCACAUUUACGCAGUGGCGCUUUUUAUUCUGAUGGUCGAUCUAGCCAAGACAGUUGAUUUACAGCGUCCAGAUGUUAGGACAGUAGGAUCAGAACUACAGUGGAAGUCUGCCAAUGAUGAAAGUGUGCUGUAUUCAGUUCAGUAUAAACUUGGCUCCAAACCAGCUGAAGAAUGGCACAAUAUGUCAAGUCAUAUUGGCACAAAAUUAAAAACAUUAAACAUCACUGCUGAAUUUUAUGGAGCUGUAUUCCGAGUGUGUGCGGAGAAAGGAAACCAGACAUCAGAAUGGCAGAAUUCGAAACCAGUCAAGUGUUUAAAUAUACAGUAUUGUGUUCCUUUGAUACAUCUGACUGUUAAACCUGGAAUGGCUCACCUGUAUAUGGAACAUAUGGACCAGAGCUUGGUGGAUGAAUUUGGAAAUGGAAUUGCCUUUAAUAUAUCUUACUGGAAAGUAGCUAAUGGAGAUCACUCGGAGGUUCAGUUUUAUAUUACAAAUGGCAAUAGUCAACUCUUUCCUAACCUGGAGUCAGGACUGGAGUACUGUUUUCAGGUUCAGUAUUUGUGGUACAAUAAGCCCUAUGGAAAUACCAGCCUCCAAAGAUGUGCAAUUAUCCCAGAAACAGCUGAAGAGAAAAAGAGACGUGAUUUGCUCUUAAGUAUACUAGCCACAGUUUUUGUUUCAGCCGUGUGUGUUUGCUUCAUUUUUGCUUUUUUCAAGAACCACAAAAAGCUUAAACAGUUGUUUCGGCCAUCCCCGGAAAUUCCUGACCACUAUAGAGAGUUUUUAACAGGGGAGUAUUUCCAGCAACUGUAUCGAUGUCCCAGCAGUCAAAGCUUACAGUCAUGUGACAUUAUCACAUUAAUAGAGAACAACAAAAUGGAGCCGAAUGGCCAAGAGGAGGAACAAGCGAGAAGAUCUUGAUUCUGUGUUUGACUCAAAGACUGAUUUUUUUUUUAUAUAGGCAUUUUACAUUCUUCAUUUCAUAUACACUCUCUAUUUUUUUCCCCUUUGUAAUUUCUCAUUUGACAUGAUCAUCAUUUACAGGCCACUAACCAGAUCAUCAUUUACAGGCCACUAACCAGAUCAUCAUUUACAGGCCACUAACCAGUUCAUAGAUGCAGACCUGUCCUUGAUGGUUACUGAUUUCCUUAAUGUCGAGUGAUUGUUCUUAAUGGAAAAGAGGAGAACUUACUAAAGGUUUCACAUGAGCAUUAUGACCUACAGUAUAUUGUUAUAUUUGGAGUCAAGUUUGUUAUUAGUUACUUUAGUCAGCUACUGUAUGUUUCAGGCUUAGAGCACUUUUAACAAUGAAUAUGAGAAUCACUAUUGUUUGUCACAACAGUUUUAGGACAAUGUGAUAAUUUACUAUCUUUCAGUAAUCAGCUUAAGUAAAUGAGGGGUGUAUUACAGGGAUUCGGCUCUAGUGGAUAACUAAAUUCUUGGCCUUUUACUAUUCAAAUAAGUUUAAACAUAUAAGUUCACAAAUCUGCAAAUUUCUUUGUUUCUUUGGACAUUAGUCCUACUACCCGGCUGGCACUGAAAGCAAUUGUCCACACUAUUGGAGCCUCUGAUAUUCCUUCACAAUUAAGUACAGUACAACCCAAGAAAGCAAGUAUCGGUUCAGUAUUACACAUGAGUUACCUUAGUAUUAUUUCAAAUUAAUUUUAAUUAUGAUGGGUGUUGAUUCACUGUUUUUUAAAAACCAGCUCAAGGAGAUGAGUGCAAAGAUUUACAGUUGUGAAUUAGAUGAUACUAAUAAAAAAUACAUCGAA
Xyrauchen texanus (razorback sucker) is the source of this 1950-nucleotide messenger RNA. It is a transcript of the gene ifngr2, whose product is annotated as interferon gamma receptor 2. Lineage: Eukaryota; Metazoa; Chordata; Actinopteri; Cypriniformes; Catostomidae. Bases 170 to 1099 code for a protein of 309 amino acids. The record is from RefSeq and is a predicted model, not a curated record. The transcript has 8 exons. Gene Ontology annotation, molecular function: protein binding.